UUUUUUAUAAAUGAGAAAGUUGAGAAAAACCGAAAAUCCUCGCCUUUUCCAUUGCUUACUUGCUUCCUUUUUCUUACUCCAUGCUUUCAAUUAACCUGAUUUUACACUGGCAGCCAAACGCAGGCACAAUGGUCAACAGCCAAAUCCUCACUGAAGUUUCCCAGUGCGCUGAGGGCAUCAAUGGCGUCAAGGAAGGGCGCUGGAAAGCCACCAUUAGCUUCUAUAGAGCCAUUACUAGAGAACAAGCGAACGCCAAUGAAUUCCCGCGGGACUUUUUGGGGAUUUCGCUGUCGGAGCUACCCAGUAAGUACUACUUAGUAAUUAGAGGGCAGCGACUUGUUUUGGAAGCGGAGUCGAGUAUUCAGACGAUAAUGGAGAAACUGCAGUCUUAUAGAACUCGGGUUGCCCUUAAUUUUGAGGGAAAUCAGUAUCAACUUGGUGACUUCCAGUUGCGAGUUGGGAAAGUGGCUCCAUUGCACUCUGAGAGUUUGAGGGGAAUCGUGAUGGAGAUGGAAUAUCUCCCCAUUUCGUCAUGGGAAAAAUCACAUCAAAUCAUGGGCGAGUUCUUUGAUUUGUGGCAGGAAGCUCUCUCAAAACGAUCAUUACCAGGCCAUUUUGUGCAUAUUGAACCGAAUUUUGCAGAGUUUGGCCUCUCGGAUCAAUAUACAGCACAGCAUACAGCUGUUCAGUAUGCUAGUAUCAUGGCUCAAAUGAUAGCCACAGCUCAAUCUGUGCAGCCAGUGAGGAACUAGACUUGGUAUUUUUUGCAUGCUUUGUAGCUAACAUUCAUGAAACUUUGAGUUGACAUGAACUAUUGAAACUCUAGCAAAGUAAAUCACUUGUUCCUGCAUUGAACGUGUAUUUCAGAAAACUAUUAAGUAUAUUUGUAAGCGAUGCUCAAUAUAACAUUUCAAGUUAAUGGACAAGAUAUUAGAAUUUUUAAUUAA
Olea europaea var. sylvestris is the source of this 947-nucleotide messenger RNA. RefSeq names its product mediator of RNA polymerase II transcription subunit 20a. The transcript has 5 exons. Bases 81 to 752 code for a protein of 223 amino acids. Gene Ontology annotation, molecular function: transcription coactivator activity. Gene Ontology annotation, cellular component: mediator complex. Gene Ontology annotation, biological process: regulation of transcription by RNA polymerase II. Lineage: Eukaryota; Viridiplantae; Streptophyta; Magnoliopsida; Lamiales; Oleaceae. The record is from RefSeq and is a predicted model, not a curated record.